Messenger RNA from Phycodurus eques (leafy seadragon), 1360 nucleotides. RefSeq names its product BarH-like homeobox 2 (gene barhl2). The transcript is spliced from 3 exons. Bases 55 to 1143 code for a protein of 362 amino acids. Gene Ontology annotation, molecular function: DNA-binding transcription factor activity, RNA polymerase II-specific; RNA polymerase II transcription regulatory region sequence-specific DNA binding. NCBI's taxonomy places the organism in Eukaryota, Metazoa, Chordata, Actinopteri, Syngnathiformes, Syngnathidae. Gene Ontology annotation, cellular component: nucleus. Gene Ontology annotation, biological process: regulation of transcription by RNA polymerase II. The record is from RefSeq and is a predicted model, not a curated record.
GGUGAGCUGAGGAGAGGUGCGCCCGGGCUGUUAUGACGUCUCCCUCCCGCUGACAUGGAGGCAUCGAGCGGCUCCAGCUUCGGGAUCGACACCAUCCUGGCGGGCGGGCGGGCCACGCCGUCGCCGCCGCCGUCCUGCUCGGACGCGGACACGGCGGCGGGGGGCACGGCGCCCUCGUCGCCGCUGUCGGUCACCGCGGAGGACUCGGACGCCGGCCUCCUCCUCCAUCACCACCGGCAGCGUCACCCGCACCGCCUCCCGCCGGCGCCCGGGCCCGGGCCGCCGCUGGCCGGGGCCGGCUGCAGCGGCCCGCGGAGCGCCACCUCGUCGUUCCUCAUCAAGGACAUCCUGGGCGACGGCAAGCCGCUGGCCGCCUGCGCGCCCUACAGCACCAGCGUCGCCCUGUCGCCCAAGCUCGGGGCCGAGAGCGCCUCGGCUCCGGACGCCUUCCGGCCCAAGCUGGAGCUCCAGGACGAGGGCCGGGGGGCCAGGAUGGAGCGGCGGGACGAGAUGCUGCUGCACGGCGGCGACGUGCUCAAGUGCAACGCGAGCAAAGAGGAAGGCGAGCGCGAGAUCUCCAGCAGCCGCGACAGUCCGCCGGCGCGCACCAAGAAGCCCCGCAAGGCGCGCACGGCCUUCACCGACCAUCAGCUCAACCAGCUGGAGCGCAGCUUCGAGCGCCAGAAGUACCUGAGCGUGCAGGACCGCAUGGACUUGGCCGCCGCGCUCAACCUCACCGACACGCAGGUCAAGACCUGGUACCAGAACCGACGGACCAAGUGGAAGCGGCAGACGGCGGUGGGCUUGGAGCUGCUGGCCGAGGCCGGGAACUACUCGGCCCUGCAGCGGAUGUUCCCGUCGCCCUACUUCUACCACCCGAGCCUGCUGGGCUCCGUGGACGGCAGCACGGCGGCCGCGGCGGCGGCGGCGGCCAUGUACAGCAGCAUGUACCGGACUCCCUCCGCGCCGCCGCCUCACCCGCACUCGGCUGCGGCCGCGGCGGCGGCGGCGGCGGCGGCGGCGGCCGCGGGCAUCCAGAGGCCGCUGGUGCCCCGCGUUCUCAUCCACGGCCUGGGACCCGGGGGCCAGCCGGCACUGAACCCCCUGUCGAGCCCCAUGGCCGGCACGCCGCACGCGCGGUAGGGACGCGACCAAAACAACAACAAAACCCACGAAAAACAAAAGACGUUUAAACCCACGGAGAAGUGGAAAAUGGAGAUAUUUAACUCUGGAACGCGUGGACUGCUCGCGUCUGAUUGUCCGUUUUUUCUUUGUCUUUUUGUACAAAAUCCACUUAACAUUAGCGAAUAAACAGUUCAAGUUUAUUAUUAGAUGGAGACGAACGGAAUGAAUAAAGACG